CCCGCCACCUGUGCACGCCACCUGUGCCCGUCUGCCUGUGCCUGUCUGCCCGUGCCGCUCCGCAGCCGCCAGCAUGAACAAGGGCCUCUGGCACACGCUUAAAACGAAAAAAGAACUCAUUCCCUUGUUCUCAAUAAUUUCCCUGGCAGCAACUGGGGCGGUCUCUUUUUGUAUAUAUUCCUUAUUCCGCAAAUCUGAUGUGAUCAUUCACAAGAUUGGCAGUUCAGAGCCAUGGGAACGUGUUGAUCCUACCAAGCCUCAGAAGCUGGUAACAAUUCAUCAGAAGUGGGAACCUAUAGAAGAGCUGGAAACAGUCAAAAAGCUCAGGAAGUGAGAAGUUUCUGCUACCUGAAAAAGGUUCUUUUACAAUGGAUGUUCAGAAUUCAUAAUCCUUUCUGUGAGGAAGAAAGCAGAAGUGAAACAACUCCUAAUUGGGAAAAGUCCCCUUAAAUGAGUAAUAGUCAAGUGCUUUGCUGCAGCAAAGGCAAACUUCAGUUAGAAAACCUGUCUCUUGAAUUCUAAGGUAGUUUAGUUUCAGAAGCUCUAUGUUUUCUUCAGCUGAGAAAAAAAAUUAUUUAAAUGUUGCAUAAAUAUUUGUUUAUCUAGUAAGGAUGACUCAGCAGAAUUUCUGGUUUAGAGGUGAGAGGAGCUACUAGUCUUCAGAAUACAUUCUUAGCUUGGAUUUUAAGGAAUGACAUUACAAGAAGAUUGGGUAGCAUAGAACCACAAAAAUACAGUGCUCUGAGGAAUACAAGUUUUAAGUAUUUUCAACAGAAAAUGUGUUCAAAUAUUUCUCUGUAUUUCUGUAUUUCUGCUGGACUGUAGCAAAAACUAAGUCCUGUGCUCUAAGUUGAUGCAUUAAUUGAGUUUGUUCUUCAAUAAGUCACUUUUUUGGCUGCAAAUACUAUAACCUAAGUGUCUGUCAACACUGGGAAAAUAAGUGUAAGUAAUAGUAAUUUUUAGUUAAUUUUUAUAUUUAGCAUGUUUCAGUGAUGUUUCCAGUAGCACAUUAAGCAGUGUGACUGCUGUCAGUCACAGGUUGUUGUUUCUCUUAACAUGUCCUGAAGCAUAACAGCUCUGGUAAUAAAAUUGUUUUGCUUUGUAAGAUGUUCUGUUUUUCUUUAUUAAAACAGA
Messenger RNA from Catharus ustulatus (Swainson's thrush), 1134 nucleotides. It is a transcript of the gene COXFA4L3, whose product is annotated as chromosome 12 C15orf48 homolog. Lineage: Eukaryota; Metazoa; Chordata; Aves; Passeriformes; Turdidae. The record is from RefSeq and is a predicted model, not a curated record. The transcript has 5 exons. The coding region runs from base 74 to 334 and encodes 86 amino acids.